Penicillium canariense is the source of this 690-nucleotide messenger RNA. RefSeq names its product ribonuclease P subunit p20 family protein. NCBI's taxonomy places the organism in Eukaryota, Fungi, Ascomycota, Eurotiomycetes, Eurotiales, Aspergillaceae. Gene Ontology annotation, biological process: nuclear-transcribed mRNA catabolic process, RNase MRP-dependent; intronic box C/D snoRNA processing; rRNA processing. The record is from RefSeq and is a predicted model, not a curated record. The transcript has 2 exons. The coding region runs from base 1 to 690 and encodes 229 amino acids. Gene Ontology annotation, molecular function: RNA binding. Gene Ontology annotation, cellular component: nucleolar ribonuclease P complex; ribonuclease MRP complex.
AUGGGCAACGGACCCUUGGAGCGGCAGCUCCAGUUUGAGAAGAAGAAUCAGGAUCUCGUCAAGCUUCCGAAAUAUGCAAAAGUCGAAAAGCGACCUAUUCCUCAUGCUCCAGUCGCCUCACCCUUCGCUGGCGCCUCAGUGCCCAAGGUCGUCUACAUGUCGAGCGGGACGCCGUUCAUGAGCGCCGUAAAGCGCGUCCAGAAAUUACUUCGCCAGACCGAGAAGCGCGCUACAUCCAAUAUCAGCCUCGAGGACACGCGCAAGACCGAGCAACAGAAGCUUGCUGAGCUUUCCAAGGUCGCCGAGAAGCGGGAAGAGGUGUUUGUCAAAGCUACCGGGCGCGCGAUUGAAAAGGCACUCAACGUGGGCAAAUGGUUCGAGGAGAAGGGGGCUGAAUACGCAGUUCGAGUGAAGACUGGGAGUGUACUCGUUGUCGAUGAUGUGGUUGAGGAUGAAGAAAAGAAAGAGCGAGAAUCACGGAAACAACAGCGCCGGGACGGGGAACAACCGAACGGUACGCAGGAUUCCCAGAAGACCUCCGAAGAGAAGGUUGAAUCGCAAAAUUCUCUAUCAAAGAGCGCAGCAAAGAAGAACAAACGUCCAGCAUCUGCGAUAUCUGCCGAUGCCGAGCUGCCGGAGACUCGGACUCGAUGGAUCAAGAUGGUUGAGGUUGCCGUCAGCCUCAAGUGA